Saccoglossus kowalevskii is the source of this 1383-nucleotide messenger RNA. RefSeq names its product 26S proteasome non-ATPase regulatory subunit 7-like. Gene Ontology annotation, cellular component: proteasome regulatory particle; proteasome complex. Gene Ontology annotation, biological process: proteasome-mediated ubiquitin-dependent protein catabolic process. The record is from RefSeq and is a predicted model, not a curated record. Gene Ontology annotation, molecular function: protein binding; metallopeptidase activity. NCBI's taxonomy places the organism in Eukaryota, Metazoa, Hemichordata, Enteropneusta, Harrimaniidae.
UUGAUUUUGGCUGCAGAAAGCGUGAUUUGACGAUUUUGCCGGCGGAUUUGGGUUUGUGAAAUCCAUGAGUUAAAGACGUGAACCAAAAGGCGAUCUAGUAAUCGAUUUUAUGCCAGUUUACACAGCAGAGUAAUUGGAAUGUCUCUGCCAAGUACUCCGAUAAAAAAGGUGGUGGUACACCCUCUGGUUUUGCUCAGUGUUGUGGACCACUUCAACCGAAUGGGCAAAGUUGGAAACCAGAAGAGAGUUGUUGGUGUGUUACUUGGUGCACUCAGGAAAGAUGUACUUGACAUAUCAAAUAGUUUUGCAGUUCCCUUCGAUGAAGAUGAAAAAGACAAUGCAGUAUAUUUUCUAGACCAUGACUACUUGGAAAACAUGUCUGGGAUGUUCAAGAAAGUCAAUGCUCGUGAAAAGAUUGUUGGAUGGUAUCAUACUGGUCCCAAGUUGCAUAGAAAUGAUAUUGCAAUCAAUGAAAUUAUUCGGGGUUAUUGUCCAAAUUCUGUUCUAGCUAUUAUUGAUGCAAAACCCAAAGAUUUAGGUUUACCAACAGAAGCAUAUGUGGCUGUAGAGGAAGUGCAUGAUGAUGGUACGCCUACUUCCAAAACCUUUGAACACAUCCCUAGUGAAAUGGGAGCUGAAGAAGCUGAAGAAGUUGGUGUUGAACAUCUUCUAAGGGACAUUAAAGACACAACUGUUGGAACACUAUCUCAACGCAUCACCAACCAGCUGAUGGGCCUGAAAGGCCUUCAUGCUCACAUUCAAGACAUCCACCAAUACCUAGAACAGGUGGCACAAGGAAAGCUGCCAGUUAAUCACCAGAUCAUUUACCAACUACAGGACAUUUUUAACCUUCUUCCUGAUGUGAAUUUCUCUGAAUUCGUCAAAGCUUUCUUAGUUAAAACAAACGACCAGAUGCUAGUGGUGUAUUUAGCGGCUCUGAUACGAUCUAUAAUCGCCCUGCACAACUUGAUCAACAACAAGAUUCAGAACAGAGAUGCGGAGAAACAGGAAGGACAAAAGAAACCAGAUGACAAAGACAAGGACAAAGAUAAAAAGGAUAAGAAAGAUGACAAAGAUAAAAAGGACAAAAAAGAGAAAGAAAAAUCAACAGCUUCUAAGAAGUGAAAAGGGAACUGCUUGAUUGUACAAAUUAUUUGUAUUUUGUACUAUCAAUGAUUGAAUGAUUAUCGUUACUGAAAUAUAGCCACCAAAACAGAACAAUACACAUAAACUCAUGUGAUGUGGGACUCAUUGUACCUUGCAAUGCAUCUAUUAUUUUCCCACUGUCUUGUAGUUUAUAAUUUGGUGUACUCGUCGAUGGUCAUGCUUGUAAUGCCUGCUGUCAAUUCCUAAUAAAGCUUUUUGUUUAUAAAGUUGAAUAAA